CAUUAUAAGUCAGUGCAGCUGGGAAACCUGCACAGAAUCCUGGUACUGGGAAGAAACUACGCUUUUCUAGACAAACAAGCAGAGACACUGGGUAAUCAUGCGGUUCAGCAUCCUCUUCUUCAUCGUCCUUCUGGGAUUCCUCUACCUCACACUGGCACAAGGCUCGUAUGAAGACUGCUGUCUGCAGUAUGUCAGGAAAAUUAAACCGUCCAUUAGGAACAAAGUGAUCAGCUACAGAAAACAAGAGAUGGACGGAGGCUGCAACAUCCCAGCUGUUGUCUUCACAUUGAAACGUGGCCGUAUGAUGUGCACUGACCCCAGAGAGAAAUGGGUCCAUGAACUCAUGAGGCGGGUGGACAUACUGACAGAAAGCUCAUUUAUGAAGAAGAAGAAUUCACGGGGUUAAGCAAGCCAGUGGCGGCCGAGAGAGGACUAGAGGGAAAACAGCUCGAGUAUCUCGGCCAAUCACGUUCUUUCUUUGAGUUCUGGCUCUCCGAGCGCACAUUUCAGCAUGGAUUGACUGAUGUUCUCAGUACUUCCUGUGUUCUGCCCUGUGCUCUAUCUGGUAUCAGGUGGCAUUUCCUGUUUCCAGACUUUUGUCGCUUCACUGACGGACUGCUGGUUAAAUGCUCCGAAUGGGAGAUGGCCAUUAUUUUCCCUCUCCACGUGCUGCUGUUGUCAUCACUUCCAAGGUCUGUGUAAAACCUUGCGAGCUGCCUGCUUAAAAGCCCAAAAGUAUUCUUCGGUUUAGUGCAUGCGCACAGCCGAACACAGCCUUUAUUGGAUAACACGCGUAAAUGAGGGCACUUGGCGCAUGCGCACUACAAAGAUUUAUCCUUGUCCAGUGUCUGAACUUUUCUCUCGAAAGUUAUGAGCAAUAAAAAUAUCUUUGUACUCCUUUAAGCUAUAAUCUCGGGUGUAUUUUAGUCUCCUCACACAAGCACUGACCCGGGGUCUUUUGUUUUUGCCAUCUUCAGCAGUCAGUCUCCUCCGUUUCUUUUCCGACUGUGAAACAAAGGGCCGGUUCAGUUUUGCCACCUUGUGGAGAAACUGAUUACUGCAAAAAAGAAAUAAAACGUGCAUACAGUACGAGUGUACUGUGCUGAUGACAAAAUUACCCAAAAAAGCGCCUAUGAAGUAAAAAGUGACUCUGCAUAGGAAUCAAUCAGUGCUCAAUUAGCUAGUGUUCUUCAUGUAAUCUGCAUUUAAUACAUUUAAAUUGCUUUCUUUUCAGUAUUUAAUAAAAUGUACAUUUAAAUUUCUUCUGCUUUGUCCGCUAUAUCGCAAUGCAUGCAAUGCUGCUUGAACAUACUGACUAGGCAGCUCACUAGGUUUUGGAACAGAGCUCAUGUGUAUAGUGUUACCUUGAGGGUCGUAUUAAGCUACUGUAUUAUCAACUUUCACUUUGAUUUACCGCUUUUGCCCCACAGUAUCAAUAAACAGUCAGUGUGAUAAAAAUAGUAUUAGUCGUAAAUGUGGGUGGGAAGGUUUUGCAAGCAAAGCAGAUAAUCCUUCUAUUCCCUUAUGUGUUUAUUAUACUGCUGACGCAACGCCAAGUGAUUUUUGAGUUUGUAUGAUAUUAUAAUGCUUUGUAAAUUAUGAUUUGUUAUUUUGCUUAAUGCAGUGAGCUUAACAAGUGAUUAUUUUAUAGUUAUUGAUAGAAUGAAUAUUCAUAUAUCUCUUUUCAUAAAUGCAUAUUUUCCAUUUGAUAUGUUUGGUAAAGUUUUUUUUCUUCUUCAAUUUAAGUGGAACUACUGUUUUUUACUUUAAUGUUCACACUUGAUCCAGUGAGAAUGUAUCUUUAUAGAGGAAG
Messenger RNA from Sinocyclocheilus anshuiensis, 1813 nucleotides. It is a transcript of the gene ccl25a, whose product is annotated as chemokine (C-C motif) ligand 25a. The transcript is spliced from 5 exons. Bases 98 to 406 code for a protein of 102 amino acids. The record is from RefSeq and is a predicted model, not a curated record. Gene Ontology annotation, molecular function: chemokine activity. Gene Ontology annotation, biological process: immune response. Gene Ontology annotation, cellular component: extracellular region. NCBI's taxonomy places the organism in Eukaryota, Metazoa, Chordata, Actinopteri, Cypriniformes, Cyprinidae.